Molecule: messenger RNA, 2303 nt
Organism: Triticum urartu
Lineage: Eukaryota; Viridiplantae; Streptophyta; Magnoliopsida; Poales; Poaceae
Product: Tetratricopeptide repeat (TPR)-like superfamily protein
Molecular function (GO): protein binding
Source: RefSeq, a predicted model, not a curated record
GUUGCCUAAAAAUCAAAAUCCCCCCCUCACUUCCUCGUGGCGGUCCGAUGCCGCCGCACGCCGGCGUCGACCUCCCGCGCGCCAUCUGCGCCGCCGUCAUCAAAUGCUCCUUCAAGCCGCACGCCCACCUCCUCGCCGCCGACCCGUCCCUCCUCGCCGCCGUCCUCGGCCGCCUCUCCCCGCUGCCCUCCGCGGCCCUCUCAUUCUUCCGCGCGCUGCCGCCCCCGCACCCGCUCGACGCCUCCCUCGCCCUCGUCCGCCUCCUCGCCGCGCACCCGCGCCACCACCCCGUCGCCCGCUCCCUCCUGCGCGACCUCUCCGUCCGCCACCCGCUCUCCUCCCCGCUCAUCCUCCCCUCGCUCCUCGCCGAGCCCCACGUCCCGAGCUGGCUCCUCCUCGCGCUCGCCCAGGGCGGCCGCGCCGGGGACGCCGUCCGGGUCUUCGACCACAUGCGCGCGGCGCGCCUCGCGCCCGACGCCCACGCCUGCACCGCGCUCCUCACCUCGCUCGCCAGGGCCCGGAUGACGGCCACCGCGCGCAGGGUGUUCGACGAAAUGGGCCUGGCCGGGGUCGCCAUGAACACGCACGUCUACAACGCCAUGCUGCACGUGUGCCUCAAGGCCGGGGACGCCCUGCGCGCCGAGGCGCUGAUGACGAAGAUGGAUGCCGCCGGCAUCCCGCUGGACCUCUUCUCCUUUAACACCGCCAUCGCGCUGUAUGUCAGGAAGGGGAUGCAGUACGAGGCGAUGUGCGUGCGGGACCGGAUGGCGAACGACGGUGUCGAGGCGGACAUCGUCACCUGGAACACCGUGAUCCACGGGAUGUGCAAGGAGGGGAGGAUGAAGGAGGCAGCCCAGCUCCAUAGAGACAUGGUGGCGGCAGGCGUAGAGCCGGACACGGUGACGUACACCACGCUUGUGGAUGGGUAUUGCCGGGCGGGUGAUGUGGGGGAAGCGAUGAAACUGCGAGGGGCGAUGGAGGCAAGGGGGAUGUUACCGGGUGUGGCUAUGUACAACGCGAUCAUUAGGAAGCUUUGUGAGGAUGGCGAGAUGAAGGAAGUGAACGGGUUGCUUAGCGAAAUGGAUGAGAGGAAGGUGAAGGCUGACCAUGUGACGUGCAACACGUUGAUCAACUCAUACUCCAAGAAGGGGGACAUGCCAUCGGCAUGCAAGGUCAAGACGAGGAUGAUGGAGUCAGGCUUGCAGUUGGAUCAGUUCACUUACAAGGCUCUCAUCCAUGGAUUCAGCAAGGCCAAGCAGCUAGAUGAGGCCAAAGAGGCCUUGUUUGAGAUGAUGGGUGCAGGAUUUUCACCCAAUUAUAGUGUAUUUUCAUGGCUCGUUGAUGGCUUCUACAAGAAGAAUAAUGCAGAUGCAGUGCUACUCCUUCCUGAUGAACUUAUGAAAAGAGGCCUUCCACCACAUAAAUCAGUGUACAGGUCUCUGAUCCGAAGGCUCUGCAAGAAGGGGCUGGUUGAUCUUGCACAAAAAGUACUUGACCAGAUGCAAGGCAAAGGUCUAGAAGCUGACUGUCUGGUGUAUGCCACACUUGCAUACGCACAGCUGACCGCAGGAAAGCUGGCUGCUGCUUCCGACACAUUGAAUGACAUGGCAAAGAAGCAGCUGUCCGUGACGCCCCAGAUCUACAACUGUCUAUGCACUUCUUAUGGGGACGAGAAGGAGACACUGAACAUGUUCUGGGUUCAUGCCAUCGAGAGAGGCCUGAUUGGGAAGAGUGUGUACAAACUGAUGCACCAAGCAAGGCUGAAAUCAUUGAAUCCUGCAGUUGAGAACGAGGGGCAUGCUCCUGUUUCAAGGCCGGGCUUGCCGGCGUCUGUGAAAUGAGAACUCAGGGGGCUUAUACACUUGUGGCAGUUUCAUGUAUCAUUACCAUAUGCCCCCCUCGUGAAAGGGUAUGAAACACACUCUGGUGCCCUGUGAAUUGGCACCGCAUCUUGUUGGCGCUGAAGGUUGCGAGCUAUGCUCCUCGCAUAUCCAUGUCGCGUGCAUGAACCUGGUCAACAGAAGCAUACCCAAUGUAUGGCAGCAAGAGGACAGUUGAGGUGGUGAAAGCACCUUGCUGUGCGGGUAGAAGCAGAACAUGUUUGAUACUUUGGUUUCGCUAGGGAUUCACAGCGCAAUCUGUUUUUUUGUUUUUUGUUUCAGUUAGAAUAUGUUUACUCAGUUAUGUAUCUUUGAUACCAAAUUCUGUUUAGGGAAAAGGAAGCAAUGCGCAUGCUUAUCUAUUUUCUGAGCUCAACAAGGUAGCGACAAAUAGGCAAAUAAAACCCAGAUGCUUAGACUACA